ACAGUAGAGACGCGCUCAUAUUUAAAUACUUCCUGCGCAUUAAAUAGGAUGGCGUCUGUGGUGUUGCGGCAAUUUCGAAGGGAAUAGUGAGUUUUGAAAAUUUUGACAACGACCUCGAGAAUGGCAGAUAAUCAACAAAGUCGAUUUGAAAAAUCUCUUGGUCUGUUAACGACUCGUUUUGUCACUUUAUUGCAGAAAGCGAAGGACGGUGUUCUCGAUUUAAAAGUCGCUGCCGAUAUUUUAGAAGUACGACAAAAAAGACGUAUUUAUGACAUUACCAAUGUUCUGGAAGGUAUUGGACUCAUAGAAAAGAAAAGCAAAAAUAGUAUCCAAUGGAAAGGGGCAGGCCCAGGAUGUAACACUCAAGAAGUUGGUGAAAAAUUAACUGAUUUAAAAGAUGAGAUUAGAAAAUUAGAAGAUCACGAGCAAUUAUUAGAUAUGCAUACCCAAUGGAUUCAACAAAGUAUAAAAAAUAUAGAAAAUGAUUUAAUUAAUAGGAAAUAUGCAUACAUUACGUAUGAAGAUGUUAAAGAAAAUUUUCCUGAUGACUUUGUAUUAGGAAUUCAGGCUCCUCCCGAUACAGAAUUAAGUGUACCACAUGUAAUGCAGACUCCUGAAGAUGAAGACAAAGAAAUAAAUUAUGAAAUGUUUCUGAAAAGUACUUCAGGAGAAAUUAAGGUAUAUAUGAUUCAACCAGAAUUAGCUAAAACAUAUGAUAAUAAAAUAUUAGAAAUGAGAUUACAAGAGGAAACGAAGGGUAUAAAAAGAGUAAAAGAAGAAGAAGAAAAGAAAGAAGAAAGUAAUGUUAAACCAAAGAGAAGAGUUGGAAGGCCUCCAAAGGGAGCAAGUAAACCUGAUCCUGUUAUAUCUGACGAAGAUGAGGAAGAUGAUGCAGAGUUAAUAGAAGCAAAAAUAGUACUUCGUGAUGUCAGCACGUCAGAUAUUGCUCAAAAAGACUUAGAGUUACUUGACCAAUUUUAUUCUGACAUUUACGGUCCAUUAGUAAGAUUAAGUCCACCACCCAGUGAAAAAGAUUAUCACUUCAACCUCAGUGAAAAUGAAGGAAUUUGUGACUUGUUCGAUAUUACAGCAAAAUGAGUAAUAAGCUGUAUAGUAUAAACAAUUGGGUGGUUUACAAUUCAGACUGUGCCAACAAUGUGUAAAAUUGCAAAAAAUCUAUUGACAAUUUCUAAAAGGUUGUUCUGUGUAUAUAAUUUUAAAGAAUGGAUGUGGAUAAUAAUCAUUGAAUACAUACAGUAUUUUUUUAUUAUUAGAAAUAGAAAAAUAACACAGAAUUAUAGGAGAAAUGUUUAUAACAGUAAAUUUUGUUGACUAAAAAUUUUAAUAGGCUCUUGCAAUUUGUAGUACACGAUUUAUUUCAAUCAAUUUGUUUGCAAAUAUUAUCUUUCGAUGCACGCAAAAUGAAAUAAAAAUGAAUUGUUUAUUUAUAACAAUUGCACAUAGAGAGACUAAUAAGAAGUCAAAUAUUUUUAUGAGUAAUGUAUUAUAAAAAAAAAUUAGCAUCGUUUAGUUAAACUAUAUAAUCUUUUAUAAAUGGGUUUGAACAGAAUUUGUUUGAAACAUAAAAUGUAGAUCCUGUAUAACUGUGGGAAUUUGAUCUUUUACAAUUUAUAUAACAUCGCAAAAAUUUAUAGGAAAUGAUCCAAGUACAUAUAAUGUAUGUACUUUUAAUUUUUUUAUAACAUGUUUUCCGUGUUAUAUAUGUUACAUGUUAUAUGUUUGUUGCUACAGUGAAGAUCAUUUAAUUAAGUUUGUGAAUAUUACAAUUAUUUAAAUACAAUGAAAUUGAAUAAAGAAAAGAAACAGAAGCAAACAUACCAAGAAAAUAUACUUUAUGAAUUUAAGUACUGUUGUUAUACGCUGCACAGUUACAAAAGAAAAAUUAUUUAAUUAAUGAACGUUUUGUUUCAAACCUUUUUACAUCCUGUAUAACCUACACCAAUUAUAUUCAUUCACCUACACUUUAUUCCCGAUUCACUGACAUUAAAUAUUACGGUCUGGUUUCUUUGUGUAACAUUCUACUGUCAACAUGGUCAUUUUCUACUCGACGAAAAGACAAUGUCUAGUUACUUGCAUUAUAUGUAUAUCGAACUCAAAAAACUGUCGUAGAAAUGCGCGAAAUUAUCAAGGUCAGAUAAGAAUGGAUCAACUAGUUUCGUCACCUCGUGGUAGUUUAGCGUGUGCUGUCUAUAAGUUUCGCCUUCAGCCAUUGCCAGUAUACGCGUGUUUCCGUAGUAGUGAAUCAUUUCCAGAUGUGUCAACCUUACGUGACUGUUGUUUCUUACAUAUCCGCGGUGCAGCGAGUUUCCUCGCGUCACGUUCAAACAAACCGCGGUAACAUAAUCGACAGUUCGUCUCUUUACAAAAAAAAG
Messenger RNA from Osmia lignaria (orchard mason bee), 2393 nucleotides. RefSeq names its product transcription factor E2F5. Gene Ontology annotation, cellular component: RNA polymerase II transcription regulator complex. Gene Ontology annotation, biological process: regulation of transcription by RNA polymerase II. Lineage: Eukaryota; Metazoa; Arthropoda; Insecta; Hymenoptera; Megachilidae. The record is from RefSeq and is a predicted model, not a curated record. Gene Ontology annotation, molecular function: DNA-binding transcription factor activity, RNA polymerase II-specific; protein dimerization activity; RNA polymerase II cis-regulatory region sequence-specific DNA binding.